GAAUAAGAUUAACAAUCGAAUAACCUGGGUUGAAAUCUGCUGUUAGGUCUCAUUUGUCGUAGCUGUUGUUCUUCUUUCAUGGUGGAGGUGUUGCAGAAACCAUGGCGGAGGUUUCAGACGAAAGCAGUUGGAGACGGAACGAAGAGAAAACAAAACUCCUUUUCUAUUGUGAAGUCAAGAUACUAUUUUACCCUUUCUUGCAUAAUUGCGAUGCGAGAAAUCAGCGAGGGUAAUUUUGUAAAAGAGGGUGGACAAGGUCCAAAAAGACCCUCUUUUCUUUAUACAAUAUCGGUGUUUCUGGGGUUAGUUUCAAAAGAAUUAGUCGAUGGAAGAAUAGUUUCAGAUGUCAUGAACAGAUCAAUAAUCAAAUCCAUUCUGGUUGAUAAAGAUGAAAUCAUCGAUUGUUAUGAUAUCUACAAACAACCUUCGCUUAAUCAUCAUUUGCUUCGUAAUCAUACAAUACAGGUUAAACCUAGUAUGAGCCCGACGAAUAUGAAAUUAGAUAAUUUCGGGACACUUCAGAUUACACAGGCCUGGCAUAAGUAUGGAAAAUGUCCACAAGGAACUAUCCCUAUACGUAGGAAUAUAAAAGAUUCCCGUUCAAUACUUUCGCACAAAUAUCGUCGUCAGAAAUUUUCUCAUUAUAAAAUGCCUAGUACAGUACAUUCAAACGGUGAUAGGAGCGGCCGUGAUAAGAGCGGCCAUGAGUAUGCGGUAAUCAGGGUGUUCGGGAAUUUUCUAGGAGCACAAGCAAAAAUAAAUCUUUGGAAUCCCGUUGUGGAAACACCACUUGAGAUAAGUGUAUCUCAAAUAUGGGUUGUAGCCGGUGAAAAUGAUGACAUCAAUACUAUUGAAGCUGGAUGGGAAGUGUCAGAAAAUAUAUAUGGUGAUAACCAGACCAGAUUUUUUAUAUUGUGGACGCCGGAUGACUACAAAACUGGUUGCUACAACCUCAUGUGUGAAGGUUUUGUGCAUACAUCCUCAAAUAUCGCCAUUGGUUGCACUUUCACAGAAUUGUCCGCUUUCAAAGGAGAUCAAAAAGAUGCCACCUUUAGUAUACACAAGGACCAAAAUAGUGGAAAUUGGUGGGUGCAAGUACAAGGUAUUCCUGUGGGAUAUUAUCCAAGUUCGCUUUUUACCCAAUUAUCAAAGACAGCCACAGAAGUAGAUUUCGGUGGAGAAAUCUUUAAUCAAAGAUGGAAAAACCGACAUACUACGACUCAGAUGGGUAGCGGUCAUUUCCCUUCAGAAGGAGGUUUAGGAAUAUCUAGUUAUUUUAAUUAUGUCCAAGUAGUCGAUGAAAACAACGAAGCCAGAGACCCCAAAGAUGUUAUGACGGUUGUAUCGAAACCAAAUUGCUAUGAUUUAAAAAUUGAUGAAAAACAUAAAAACGGUUACGGUUUCUAUUAUGGAGGUCCUGGUAAUAAUGAAAAUUGUCAAUAAUACAGUCUGGAUGUAUUUCUUAGCUA
This is a messenger RNA of Papaver somniferum (opium poppy), 1469 nucleotides long. RefSeq lists its product as uncharacterized. The transcript has 8 exons. Bases 79 to 1443 code for a protein of 454 amino acids. NCBI's taxonomy places the organism in Eukaryota, Viridiplantae, Streptophyta, Magnoliopsida, Ranunculales, Papaveraceae. The record is from RefSeq and is a predicted model, not a curated record.